Molecule: messenger RNA, 5396 nt
Organism: Owenia fusiformis
Lineage: Eukaryota; Metazoa; Annelida; Polychaeta; Sabellida; Oweniidae
Source: the annotation of a GenBank genome assembly
AUUUUACUUCCGUCAAAAUGGUGGAGAUUGGAAAAAUAUUUCGUUGUCAAAUUUCAAACAAAAAAUGUUAAUUAACUCCAUGUUUAGCUAUUUUAUAUCACUCUAGAUACAUUUAAUCAUGUUUAGUAAACAGAAAGGCUGGUUUAUUGGCGGUAUGGGGAAACCCAAAAACACACAUUCGUUAGAAAAUCUCAAGUACCUUCAUGCCAUAUUAUGUAAAAACCAGACUGUUACUGAACACAACAGGAGCCUACUGGUAGAGACCCUUCGUUCUAUAUCAGAGAUCCUUAUCUGGGGAGACCAGAAUGAUAGCACUGUCUUUGAUUUCUUCUUAGAGAAGAACAUGUUGGCGUUCUUCAUACGCUACAUGAGGCAGAAGUCAGGACGUUACAUCUGCGUGCAACUCCUACAGACUCUUAACAUUCUGUUUGAGAAUAUUAGUAAUGAGACUUCAGUGUAUUACCUGCUGUCCAAUAACCAUGUUAAUUCAAUCAUAAUCCACAGAUUCGACUUUUCUGAUGAAGAGGUGAUGGCGUAUUACAUUUCAUUCCUAAAGACGUUAUCACUGAAGUUAAACAAACAUACGAUACAUUUUUUCUACAACGAACACACAAAUGACUUUGCGUUGUACACUGAAGCAAUCAAGUUCUUCAACCACUCAGAGACCAUGGUCAGAAUUGCAGUCAGAACCAUCACACUAAAUGUAUACAAAGUGGAGGACCAAGCAAUGCUGAGGUAUAUUAGAGACAAGACAGCAGCCCCAUACUUUUCUAACCUGGUAUGGUUCAUUGGGAACCAUAUUCUACAGCUAGACAGUUGUGUGCGCAACGAUGCUGAUCAUCAGAGUAGGGACCGUUUAGCUGACAUAGUGGCUGAACACUUGGACCAUUUACACUACCUGAAUGACAUCUUGUGUCUGAAGAUAGAUGCCCUGAAUGAUGUGCUGUCAGACCAUCUGUUGAACAGGCUUCUCAUUCCUCUCUAUGUCUACUCUCUCACCAAGAGAAAGAAAUAUAGCAGCCGUGUGGACCAGCGUCCACACAUCAGUUCUGUGGUGUCUCUAUUCCUCCUCUCUCAGGUAUUUCUCAUCAUCUCACAUGCACCUCUAGUGAGACAACUCGCUGACAUCAUACUGAAUGGUGACAUUACAUACACAAUGGCUAGUGCCCAGUCAAGCCCUGCGAUCAAGGGUCGGGGUUGGACAAGGGGGUUCAUAGAACCUGAAGAGCCACUAGCCCAGACCCUAGAGAACAACAGGGGAGGAGGACGUCCCUUGAGGAGGCCUAACUAUAGAGACGAGGAAGAGGAGGGGGUACAGCGGAGGGGGGAGGGAGCCUCAAGAAGGGAGGGGACCCAAAGUGGCAAUUCCACAUUCUACACAGAUGAAGAAGAACCUGUGCAUGAAGCUGUUGAAAGUACACAGGAGACAGUCGAGGCAGAAUCCUCUGAGGCUCCGACCCCUCCGUCUGUUAAUGACUCAUCAGUGGAGCCAUCUAUACAAGAUGCCAAUAUCACAGAUGAAGAGAAGUUACGUUCAAGAAGUUUAGUCGCAAGAGAUGAUGAUGUCCCUGUUGCCGUGGAAACAAGCUCUGCUACUAUAGAAACACAAGAGUCUUCAGUUGUUGAGGAGGAUAUUUCAGUUUCAACUGAGGAGGAAAGACCAGAGUCUGCAUUUGAUUUAAAACAAAAGGAUUUUACUCUUGUAAACAGACCAUAUUUGGAGGCAGUAUUUACAGCACUUGAGUGCACAGAGAAUGAUUAUGAGGCACUUUUUGCUUUGUGUUUACUGUAUGCACUUGGACACAAUGAAGGCAUAAACCAAGAAUUGUUGGACACAGUACUGAUGACGUCAGAUAAGUCUCCGCAUAAGUCUAUGUAUAACAAGUUACUCAUGGAACAGCUCAUCAAAAUUGUCUCUCUAAGCUGUCAUAAUGGGUCCAAAGUGAGGCUGGCCACGCUAGAGAUGUCAUUGCUCCUAGUGAAACAGUUGGUGCUUGCACAAGACCGCUGCUAUCUCCAAGAUCGUCACCUUGCCUGUAUAGAGGGUGCUAGAGAGGAAGCCAUGCUUUUGUUGCGCAACUUUUAUAAGAGUGAAGAAAUAUUCCUGGAUAUGUUUGAGGAUGAAUAUAGGGAGUUUCAGAAAAAGCCUCUGAAUGUUGAGUAUCUAACAAUGGAUGCAUCCAUAUUGUUGCCUCCAACUGGUACCCCCCUCACAGGGAUAGAAUUCAGCAAGAGGCUGCCCUGUGGUGAAGUGGAGCGUGCACGGAGGUCAAUCCGUGUAUACUUCCUGCUACGGGACCUCUCUCUGAAGCUUCAGAACCAGGAUGAGAGCCAGCUCCCAUUGACAAGAAAUGAUGAAUGUGUAAAAGUUGGCGAUGUGCUUGAUCUCAAUAACAGUGACCUCAUAGCUUGCACUGUCAUUAACAAGGACAAUAAAAAGGAGAGAAGGUUCUUAGUAAUCGAUGUGCUACAACUUAUCCUGGUGGAGCCAGAUACACGAAGACUCGGCUGGGGAGUCGUCAGAUUUGUUGGAUUUUUACAGGAUGUUGAAGUCGCAGGAGACAAAGAGGACAGUAGAUCUCUACAUGUCACCAUCCACAAACCCGCAAAAUCUAUGCACGCUAAACCAUUCCCUCUUCUAGCUGCAAAGUUUAUGUUCGAUGACCAUAUAAGGUGUAUGGCUGCCAAACAAAGGCUCUCAAAGGGUAGAAUCAGAGCGAGGCAGCGUAAAAUGCAAAUGAUUGCCAGAUUAUUGGAGAUACCCAACCAGGGUUCAGAUGGUCAGUUUCAUAUGGCGAAUGUUCCGAGUUAUGCUCGAUCAGCCUCAGGAAUCCCUAUACCUGGGCGCGUGCGUCAGAUGAUUCCACGUAAUUCAUCAGAUUCUCAAAUUCCCCGUAGACAGCAGGGCAAUGUUGAACGUUCUGUUUUCCAGUCUGUUGAUAAUGUUCCAGCAUUCAAUUCUGCACGGCAAAGAGAAGCUCGUCAUAGUGAGAGAUAUACAAGCAGGGGUGUCCAUCGUGCCCAAUCCCAACCUCAGGCCAUGACAUCACAACCUGUGGGUGUGUCUUCAGUAUCACUGGACUUAUCAGCCAAUCGCAGUGAUUCUGACAUUGAACAAGCCCUGGAUGCAACGUCACCUUCAGCUUUCGCAGUUCAAACCCUGAAUAAUGUUGAACCUGAAAAUGAGGCUAAUGGACGUCACAGUAGAAAUUCCUCUGAUGGUGUGUCGCAUAUUGAGAUUCCAUUGGAGGAUAUGUCUAGAGAUAGGACACCUGUCGAAGAAAGUCCUAUCCCAUCAGGUCCAGUACGGAGGACAAGCUCUCCUUCACUCAGGGGCAGACCAGGAACACGGAGUCCAAGACGCACUCGUAGCUCAUCUAGCCCUGUACCCCCACCCCCUAGCUCAAUAUCCCCACGUCGUAGUCCCCUUACAGUGGACUCUAAAAAAAUUAGUCCGAGGUCAUCAGUUGUACAGAGUCUCAGUAUCAGCCCCAAGAGGAAUCGUGCCAGAUCUCUCCCUACACCCCCAGACCAGGCAGAAAGUUGCCUUAAUUCUCCACCCUCAGAAUCCCCACCCUCAGGGCUACCCCAAGGUAACCUAUCUAAGCUACAGGUCACUAGAGUAAGGAGUACAUCCGGAGGCUCCCCCAAGACCCUUCUGCCUGCACCAACAGCCCCUGUGUCCCUGAUUCCAGAUUGUGAUGUCACAAUACCAAGUGCUAAAAUCUUGCCUCCAACUGAGACACCCAGCCAUGUUACACCUGAAUAUGCAAUACAAAGCCAGACAGACAAAACUGAAGAUAAAACCAACAAAACAGCUAAAGAUGCUGGAAAUACAACUCCUGGGACAAAACAGGAACAAACAAAUGAGUCGAACAAUAAAUCAAAUAUUCCUAAUACAACCACUAGUAUACCCCAAGACCUAGGUAUAGGGAAGCAAUCUAUUAAUGUUCAAGCCAGUCAAGUUAGUGCCACCCCUGAUGUUCAAGAUAGUCCUAAACAUGAACAAAAAGCUACUGACCAGCUUGCUAAAGUUGCCCAAGCUGGAGAGAAUCAGGCUGACUUCAAUGCUCAGCCAGAUGGCAUCGCUAUGGGAACCUUAGAGAACAAACAAAGUGAAACAGAAAUUGAUGUGGAAAUUGGCAAAGAUGAAAAUGCAAUAGAAAAUAUUGUUACACCAGAAGGAAUAGUUUAAUAAGCUAUUAUUAUGUCAUUGCUGGGAUCUCUGUAUUCUGAUUGGUCUUUGAAGCAUCAUGUGAUCAGAAAUAUCACAACACAUUUCCCCAUUUCACUCCUCCCAUAAUUUUUGAAUUGGUAAAUAUAUGUUGCCCCACAUAUCGAUCACUUGUAAAUUCUGAUUCUGGGGAAUGCCCAACAAUGGAAUAAUAAAACAAAUAUUUCAUUUUAUGAUUUUGCAAUACCACUUGCACAUUCAAUAAAUUUUGAAAGGAUGUAUUGUCCUUGCACCAUUGCUUGUGGGUAUUACACAAUAUAGUUACACUCUAGAAAAUUAUUGAAAGAUAAACAGGUAUUGCCCACAGAAUGAAAUAUUUCCUCAGUAUUUUUCUAGUUGUAUUAUGAUUAAGAAAAUGGCUACCUUGGAGGAUUUGAAUCACCUGUAUUCCUUCAAUUUUUUGGUGACCCUUGCUCUCCAUAUUAAACAUUAUUUAUCUUUUUUUUAUUUAUGAUUGAGAAGGAUGCGUUGUUCCUUUGAGUUAGAAUUUAGCAAUUUUAGCACCAGGGAAUUUGUCAGCUAGAAGAAUUUUAAUUUAUUUAAAAGUUAGGCCUAGUUGAAAAAGGUCCAUAAAGCCUGGGUGCCAAAAUUACCCAUUUUAUGGUGAUCAAGUAGAGUGACCAAUCCAUGACCUCUGCCAUUAUUCAUGUCAUCAAUAUUUUAGUUAUAGCAGAUUAAUAUUAUACAUGUGCCGUCAAUUUGUAAGAUAUUUAAGGUCAGCUUUCUUUUUUUCUUAGUUUUGAGAAUAAGAAUAGAAACCUAUUUAUUGUAAUUUUUGCAUUAUUGCAUCAGUAAGACAAUGUAAAUGUUCAAACAAUUAUUAUCAUCAGAUUGCCAAAUGGGUAAAUAAACAAAUGUUUCAGAUACAUGCAUAGUGUUACAUUAUUAGGCUACAUGUAACUUAAUUUAUAUCUGAAAGGGACCAUUAUACCCUCUGUUACUAAGCAAUGUAUUUUAUAACAUCACAUAUUUCUUAUUCUGAUUUGAUUAUUUAAAAAACUGCCAUACAUAUAUAUAGCUUGUAGUAUUUUAUUUUGCUUAUACAAGUUUGAGGUUCACAAAGUGAUGACUCCAGAUCUUCCAUUUUUACACAUUUCAACCAAUGUUUCUGAAUUUUGUGGAUUUUAAGUACCAUUUUGCUUAUUAGUGAUUGGGCGCUAAU